UUCACCAUAGACGUGCACACCUGCGUUGCACCUCGAAGCCACGAAGUUGAUUUAAACGAACAAGGAAACCGGUGCCGAACGGUUUUCCUCUUCGAUCUGAUCGCGUGAAAGCGGAACUUUCGCAGUGGAAAAACGUCGGCUUCGUGGAACGAUCGCUCGUGUUUGAAAAAUCAUUAUUAAAUUCAAUUUUUUUCUAAUUGGAAAACUGUGCAAAUUAUAAAACUGUGUUAUCCAAAAUUGAACAAUUGAAUAUCUUCAAAGAAGAAAAUGAUUAGUAUGAAAAUUAUUUAAAUUCCAUAAAAAUUAUUAGAAUUUUCUAUUUCUAUUUGCUGCAUUAAUGAAAGCAUAUUCAAUGAUGAAAACCACUCUUCUACUUCUUCUUUCUAUUCUUCUGAACGGCAUUCGUGCCACGGAUAAAAUGCGAUACGAUGGAUAUAAAUUAUACAAAAUCUUCGUACCGGAUACUUCUGGUCUUGAAUUGUUAAAAAAUAUGCAAGGGAACGAUGGUUAUAACUUUUGGAUUCCACCAAAGAUCAAUGACAGUGCGAGUGUUAUGAUAUCCCCGGGGAAACUUCAGGAGUUUAUGGAAAUUACAAAUAAAACGAAGAUUGAAGCAGAAUUGAUGAUGGAUGAUGUGCAAAAGUAUAUUGAUGAUGAAAAUCCUCGGGCUGGUUUAAGGGGUACUUUUGACUGGCUGGGUUAUCAUCGACUGGAUGUUAUUUAUCGAUGGUUGGAUUCUUUGGCGACCCAACAUCCUAAGAUCGUAACGCUAAUUACAGGAGGCAGUAGUUACGAAGGUAGAAGUAUCAAAGGUGUGAAACUAUCUUACAAAGAAGGAAAUCCUGGUAUAUUCAUCGAAGGUGGGAUACAUGCUAGAGAAUGGAUAUCACCUGCUGUAGUGACGUAUAUUUUAAACGAACUGAUACUGAGCGAUGAUACCCGUGUCAGAUAUAUGGCCGAAUCUUAUGACUGGUACAUUUUUCCGGUCUUUAAUCCGGAUGGCUACGAAUACACCCAUACUACGAACCGUCUAUGGCGUAAAACAAGAAGACCGACUGGAAGGGGGUGCUAUGGUGCCGAUCCAAAUAGGAAUUGGAACUUCCACUGGGCAGAGGGUGGUACCAGUUCGAAUCCAUGCAGCGAGAUAUAUCCUGGAGACAAACCCUUUUCUGAAACAGAAUCAAGAACAAUGUCAGAAUACAUUGACAGCAUCCACGAUAAAUUAUUCUCUUACAUAGCAUUUCACAGUUACAGCCAAUUAUUACUUAUUCCUUAUGGUCAUUCGAACGAGAGGAUCAGUAAUUACAAUGAUUUAUUACAAAUUGGAAACUACUCUAUAAACGUUCUGUCAAAGAAAUACGGAACGAAAUACAAAGUUGGAAAUAUCGUGGACGUUAUAUAUGUUGCAUCUGGUGGUUCAAUGGACUGGGUAAGAGGAACUUACAACAUUCCUGUAACGUACACUUACGAGCUACGUGACAAAGGAAGAUACGGUUUCAUUUUGCCUGCCAAUCAAAUUAUACCAACUGCAAUGGAGAUUAUGGACUCUUUGGUGGCAAUGUUUCAGGAAGCUGCAAAACGUGGCUACGGAUCAUCCCCUGUAAAGACGCGACAAUAAUUUUUAUUACCUGACACUGUUAUCAAUAUAGUUAGUUUGCGUUUUUGAUAUCUGCUACAAUUGUGUCAAUUAACAAUUAAACGAUUAUUCAGCUUUAAUUACUGAUUAGGUGUACGUGCAGAUAAUGUAUCACUUAUAAAAAUAAUUAAAAAAGAACAUAUGUAUUUUUUA
Osmia lignaria (orchard mason bee) is the source of this 1789-nucleotide messenger RNA. Lineage: Eukaryota; Metazoa; Arthropoda; Insecta; Hymenoptera; Megachilidae. The record is from RefSeq and is a predicted model, not a curated record.